UUUAAAUUCUACCACUUUCCCUCCAAAAGGCAAAAGUUCCUAAAUAAGGACACUUUGAUCGUUACAAUUUGCAUUCUCACAAGGAAGCAAGCAACGAACAUGGCAUCAAAGCAAAUAGCAAGUCACCGAGAAGGGGCUGAGAUCUACCAUGGAGCGGCUCUUUGCAAGCAAAAAACGCAUGAGCUCCUCGACCACUUCCAUCUGCCUAAAGGGUUGAUGCCUUUGAGCAACCUCGUCGAGGUCGGGUUCAACCGGACCACAGGCUUCAUCUGGCUGAAACAGCACAAGACUUUCAAGUAUUGGUUCAAGGACCUUGGAGUCUCCUCAUAUGGUCCCCAGAUUACGGCGUUUAUUGAGGAUCGUCGGAUGCGAAAGUUGACAGGUGUCAAAAUUCUGAUAUUUCUGUGGAUCAUACUAAUCCUACCAAAAUCACUUCUACGACUCCCAUGGGAUUGUCAAAGAGUUUUCCGGUACAGCGUUUGAAGAGGAGGCCGAAGAAAUGAAAUGACUUUUUUAUCAACGGAUCUAAAGGAUUAUCACAUAAAUUAACAUGGAGACAAUAUUUUAAAAUAUUUUAACUCUGUUUAAUAAAGUUUAAAAACCGUCACCAAUAAU
Durio zibethinus is the source of this 615-nucleotide messenger RNA. The record is from RefSeq and is a predicted model, not a curated record. Lineage: Eukaryota; Viridiplantae; Streptophyta; Magnoliopsida; Malvales; Malvaceae.